Candidozyma auris is the source of this 714-nucleotide messenger RNA. RefSeq lists its product as uncharacterized. The record is from RefSeq and is a predicted model, not a curated record. NCBI's taxonomy places the organism in Eukaryota, Fungi, Ascomycota, Pichiomycetes, Serinales, Metschnikowiaceae. Bases 1 to 714 code for a protein of 237 amino acids. Gene Ontology annotation, cellular component: nucleus. The transcript has a single exon.
AUGAACUGUGAAAACGAACAUUUCCACGGCCACUCCCACUCCCACGGCGACGGCAACGGCGACGACCACGUGCCACCCACGCCGACGUCGUUGGCAUCGAGUUUGAACUCAAAAAUCGACUUGCCGCACGUGACCGCCCUAAACAUGGAAAACCGCCAGGAAGAUCUCCAGAAAGUGUUCAAGUCAGAGAAUAACAGGUACUCGUUGAAGCCAAUCAUCAAGAGCGACGCUGACGAGCAGCUCAUUUUGCAUAUCCCCUUUUUGAACGGGUCCGUGAAGCUCCAUCUGUUGAUCCUAAGGACCAAUGGAGAUAAGUUCUGUCCAAAGACAGUCAAGCUUUGGAAGAACAAUCGAAGCAUUGAUUUUGAUAACGUGGAGUCGACAAAGCCCAACCAUACAGUUCAACAUCCAAAUGUAGGGGUCAAUUUCAACGAUGACGAGGAAGAAGUGCCUGAAACUUUAAAGAGCGACGCUGAUUUCGUAGAGCACCAUUUGCCUCGCCACGUCUUCACAGGAGUCCAGCACUUGACGUUAUUCUUCCAGGAUAUGUACGGGAGCGACGAGGAGCAGGUACAUUUGCACUCGAUCGAGCUUCGAGGAGAAUUUUCCGAGUUGAAGAAGGAUCCUGUGAUUACAAUCUAUGAGGCAGCUCCAAAUCCAGCAGACCAUAAAAUCGCAGAAAGAAACCACACCGGAGGUGCCAACGUGAGUUAG